Trichogramma pretiosum is the source of this 4558-nucleotide messenger RNA. RefSeq names its product angiotensin-converting enzyme-like. Lineage: Eukaryota; Metazoa; Arthropoda; Insecta; Hymenoptera; Trichogrammatidae. The record is from RefSeq and is a predicted model, not a curated record. The transcript is spliced from 12 exons. Gene Ontology annotation, molecular function: peptidyl-dipeptidase activity; metallopeptidase activity. Gene Ontology annotation, biological process: proteolysis. Gene Ontology annotation, cellular component: plasma membrane. Bases 570 to 2837 code for a protein of 755 amino acids.
UUAACGACGGAGCUUCUCUCCUUCUGCACACGCGGGUAUAUUAUAUAUAAAUCGGACCGGACACCCGAGAGAGUCGCUUCUUCUUCGCGUUUUGCCUUUUUUUAAUAUUAAUUAAUUAAUCAAUUAUUGUCGUUCGAUCGAUUGGCGUUGCAUCGAGUACGACGAUACAAAAAAUUCAAGUUACGGUUGGUCUGUUUGUAGUAAACAAGACGAUCGUUCGAUUGCAGCAACCCUAGUCAACGUGUGUAUACCGUCGACGUCGUUGGCCUGCAAUUUCGGAGUCUACUACUACUACUUACUACUCAUCUCGACCCCGUUUUUGGACCAAGCUUUUGUUUAUUAUAUACGAGGAGCCGCAAAACGUUUAUUAGUGUGUGGUGCUGUUAAAUAAUAAUAGUAAAAAAAAAAAGUAAUAAUAAUACAGUGUGCGUGUGGCCGUGCGUAUACACCAUCCAUACCUGCAGCAGCACUACAGCCUGGCGCGUUCAUCACUGUCGGACCAGCAGCAACAGCAGCGGCGGGAACGACUGUAUUUCGCACCGUUAACCCACAGAUUCAAGCAACGAGGAAUGGUUCGAGGACGAACUAGCGCUGUCUUCGGCGGCUCACUACUACUGCUGAUCAGCUUCGCCAUCUUCUUGGAUCGCACCGUGAGCGCCAAUCCGGUCGGAAGCCCGACGUCUUCCGCCGCCGUCGACUCUGCGCCGCCGCGCGUCUACGCAGUGGGAAUCGAGCUGCGCGAGCUCGACUACGAGGACGCCUGCAAGCCCCUGGCCGAGGCCGAGUGGCAGUUCGUUCACGACCCGAGCGAUCCCUACGCGGCCAAACAAUGGAAAGAGGCGGCUAACAACUUCGCCCGCUACCGUAGAGAGGAGAGCAAGAUCACGGCCGAGCAAUUGAACGGCACGAUAAGCGCCGAGUCGACCUGGGGCUACAAGCUCGACGUGAUCGAGCAUCCGGGCGACGCGGCUCUCAGCGAUUCCGAUUACAAUAAAUUGGUGACGCUCGUCGCGGCUAAUCGCGCGCUCAAGGCGACGACCAGAUACAACGAUGGGGCGCGAAAUCUCACCCGCCAAGAAGUCGAGGCUCUGCUCGCGCACAAUGGCAAGGAGGGUGAAAAGUUGAAAGCCUGGACCUUUUGGCACCAGCAGUACGCCGCUCAACUCAAGGAUUACUCGAGCGUGCUACAGCUCACUCAAAAAGCCGCCCUAGAAAAUGAAAAAUCCGACGUGCGCAGCUAUUGGGAAAUGCUGGUCGGCGAGGCCGACGCCUACGAGCAUCUCAAGUAUCAAUUGGACGGCCUGAGCGAGCUGCAGCAAAAGCUCGUGAAUUUCGCGCGCAAACGCCUGGCGAAGAAGUACGGCGCCGCGGAAAUGGCCAACGACAGCCUGCCCGCGCACUUGCUCGGUUCUCUGAGCGGCAACGAUUGGACGUAUUUGGCCUUUGACGUGAUGCCCGAGCCCGACGUAGUUUUCAAUCUCAGAAAGAAGUUCUGGGAGAAGAAAAUGAUGGGCAAAAUGCUGUACAAAUCGGCGUCCUCGUUGGGCAAGAAAUUUUUAGGUACGGCCCCGCUGUCGGACUUUUGGACCGAGAGCAUCUUCAAGGACAAGUGUCCGACCAAACUAGUCAAUUUCUGUCUUAAGGAUAAAUUGAGAGUGUCCACUUGCUACGAGCCCUCGCUCUCGAAUUACCUGACCGCGCACAAAAACAUUGCCAAAGUAUUACUGCACCAAAUGUCGUCCAAGAGUCCCAUCAUCGCCGAGUCCAAUCGUUACUCCGUCUUGGAGGAGGCCGUGUCGGAAUUCUUCUCGAUUCUCGCGGCGAGCCCGGCCUGGCUGAAGCAUCUCGGCCUGCUGGACAAGUCGAUGGGCGAGGAGGAGGCCAAGAUCGCGUCCAUGACCAUCACGGCCCUGGACGUGCUGCCGAGACUGGCGUACUACGUCGCCGCCGACAAGUGGAGGCUCGACGCGCUCGAGAAAAACGAGACGCAGGACUUGAAAAAAUUGACCUCCGACUGGUGGAGCAAUAGAUUGCAGUAUGAGUUCGUUACCUCGGCGACCAACGAUUUGCCAACUUUCUUGGACGACGAGCAUAUCGUUGGCAAUAGGCCUUACUUGUCGAAGGCUUUGGGCAUCCUGUUGGCUUUCCAGAUGUACGACUACGUUUUCAAAUCGACCGAAAUCAGACAGGAACCAUUCGACAAAAGCCUCUUCAACAGCCACAUAGUGCACAUGGCGCAGAGGAGCUCGGACAACUGGAAGUUCCUGAUCCGAAAGUACAUGGACAUCGAGACCAUACAGUCGGGCAAGAUCAGCGAAUACUUCGAGGAGCUCGAGUACUUCAUGGAGAGCUACGACGAGUCCGCCGAGAGCUACGACUUCAACGCGCGCGAGCUCGAGCUCGAGAAGAUGGAGAGCGACUAUCGCAAAGUGGCCAACGCGCCGCGCCCAACGACCACCACCACUACCAGCACCACGACAACGACCACGACUACGUCGAGGCCGAGCGGCAACGGCAGCGGCAGCGACAGCGGAAGCGAGUCGACCUCGAGGCCGCCCAUGAAAGCCAAGACGCCGACGAUCAAGUCGAUGGACAGCGCCGACGACGACAAAUCGGCGAUCAAGCCGCUCGACACCAACUACUGGGACGAGAGCGAGCGGAUGCUCGAGGACGAGCAGGCGGCCUCGGACGAGGCCAAUCGCGCCCAGAAGGCCGGCGCGAGCAGGGCCGUGUGGGCGGUGGGCGCGGUGCUCGUCGCCACGGUGGUCAUCUGCAUCAUCGCGAUAGUCGGCCGGCGACGCUGCUCCAAGACGCCGAAGAACCGACGCUACGUCUAGGAUUUGGCCGAGGCGGCGGCGUCCGAUACCCCGCCCCACCAAGGGAGGAUACACGACGACGGCGAUGACGACGACGAUGUUGUUCCCGAUCUCGCAGAUGCCGAUCGACUGUCACAUUCCAUUGUUUUACGAUUAAACAAAGACGACGACGAAGAGGAGGAUGAGGAGGAAGAGGUCGAAAGAAUUUCGUAAAUGCUCGACGCUCUUUUUGUGUGAUAUAACCGUGUGAACUGAUGCAUUUUUUGGUCGAUCAGUCCUCGAUAUCUUUUCGAUCUUCCUCCUGCUGUUCUAACAAAAAGAAGCAUUGUUCAGCUCGUAUAAGCUCGUCGUCCGUAAGAUACGAUAAUGCCAAAUAUAUGUAAUAAAAUUAUUGAAGCUUGCGGGGGUGUCUCUCACGUACGAGCCGUGAAAGACUUGUCAUAGGAAAGAAAAGUAUAAGAGUAUCAUCGCUUAUCGAUGAUUUUACAAUAAUCAAUCGCGAAUGACCAGUAUUUGUGCUUCGCUGAAAAUAUAUUGAAAUCCGCAUUGACUUCCAAUGGUGAAAAUUGAGUAGCUAGAGGUAUAAUGUGAAAGUUUUUUGUCGUAAAAGUACUGCCAUUUUAUGAACGUCUGUUUUUUGUAAAAAUGUUAUAUUCUAAGCCGGAUUUUUUUUUUUAAUAACCAAAAUUUCGUACUUUUUCAUUUUUGCAACGUGUGUAUACCAGAAGUAGACUUUUUUUAGUAGAAGAUGACGUCUUUUUGCUUUGUGUCAAAAUGUCGAUAUUCUCGCGCGUUUUUAUAUCGUGUAAAUAUAUGUAGCAGAGAAUUUUUAUAAAACGCGAAAAGAAUGACAUUUACUCCAAUCAAUAGUUGCGUAAACUCGCGCAGAGAGUCGCACGUUGAUCGCGAGUGAUCUUUUGUAAGCGAUGCAAGAAAUCUAUGGAGUGAUGAGAAUUGUCGCAAUCAACAGUAUUUUCUAUGUACUGUAUAAUUGAAUAAGUUUAUGUAGUAUGACAAUGUUAUUUGGUAGGCUCAUCGAUGUAUUUUUACGUGAUUUUCAUAGUGUCGAAGAAGUAUGUUUUCCAACGAGAAUCAUGAAAUCCAAGUUAGUUCCUCGCAUAAUAAGUUUUGUUUUGUGGUUGUUAUAUGAAUGAGUGCUCACAUUAGAAUAAAAAAAGUAAAGCACAAAAACUCUGAAUUAUCGCCUAUGUACAUAGAAUGAAAAAUAAGAGCAUCAAGUAGAUUUAAGGUAAACUAUUACGAGAUUUAUGAUAAAAAAAAUUAUUAUUACUGUAGAUAAAUCGUAAACCGGUCGCGUUUCUUUGUUUUUUUUUUGUUUUUUUUUAAGGUGCGUUUUUAGCGUAAUGAACUCGUGUAUAGUGGUCAAUUUUUUAUGCCUGUAAUUUAUACACAUAUAUAAAUCUUGUUGUAUUGUAAAUUGGUCGCAGAGAGGCGAGCACGCGCGCCACGACUGGCUAAACAGUCAUUGUAUUUGUAAUGAAUGAAUCUAUUUGGACGUUGCUGCGUCAAUGUCGCGACCGUCGCGCAUUAUUUAUGCACUCGUUAUGAGAAAAGUGCCCGUGUCGUGUGCGUUUGCGAUUAACGAGUGCGUUAGUUUGCAAUGACUCGUAAGGAUUUAUAUUUUUUAUAAAAAUGAUUUAUCUGUACCGAUAUGCAGCCGCGUACGAAUUUAUAGAAACGAAUUGAAAUAAAAGAUUACAACGUAAGGUACAGGGAAAUAA